Molecule: messenger RNA, 749 nt
Organism: Malus domestica (apple)
Lineage: Eukaryota; Viridiplantae; Streptophyta; Magnoliopsida; Rosales; Rosaceae
Biological process (GO): translation
Cellular component (GO): ribosome
Molecular function (GO): structural constituent of ribosome; 5S rRNA binding
Source: RefSeq, a predicted model, not a curated record
CCAGUAUGUUUCUGAACAAGUAGAGAAACAUUAGCCAUUAGGCUGCUGCGUUGCAGUGCGAGAGUGCCGAGAGAUGGUGACAAUAAUAUCUUGUUCAGCGGCUCCUCCAUCAAGCGUGUGUGGGUCGCUCAGCCUCUCCUCCUCCGGGUUGCUUCCAACUCGGUCGACUCAGCUUUCAUGGGUUUCUUCCUUUCCUCUGAUUAACAUCUCCAUAGCAGACCCUCCCGCUCCCGCACUGAGCAGGAAUUCUGUUGUUCGAGCUGCAUGGACCCGGAGAUCUCGAGGUGAAGCUGCAAAGAAGCCUAACAGGAAAUCCUGGAAACAGAAGACUGAUAUGUAUAUGAGGCCAUUCUUACUAAAUGUUUUCUUUUCGAAAAAAUUUAUCCACGCAAAAGUAAUGCAUCGGGGAACCAGCAAAGUGAUAUCAGUUGCUACCACCAAUGCCAAGGAUCUUCGGAGCAACUUACCUUCACUCACAGAUCACAACGCGUGCAGAGUUAUAGGGCGGCUUAUUGCUGAGCGGUCCAAGGAAGCUGAUGUAUAUGCAUUGUCUUAUGAGGCCCGAAAAGGUGAACGGAUUGAAGGUAAGCUUGGGAUUGUUCUUGAUACCAUUAAAGAGAACGGGAUCAUGUUUGUUUAGAGAUAUAAGUUUAUAUUCUUUCAGCCAUGUUAACUGCAGAAGAAACUAAGAUGUAGAAUGUUUAUCGUUUGACCAACAAAUGGAUAUCUCACAAAUUUGUUUGUGUCAA